This is a messenger RNA of Malaclemys terrapin pileata, 2538 nucleotides long. It is a transcript of the gene CASP2, whose product is annotated as caspase 2. The record is from RefSeq and is a predicted model, not a curated record. Bases 92 to 1423 code for a protein of 443 amino acids. Gene Ontology annotation, biological process: regulation of apoptotic process; proteolysis. The transcript is spliced from 12 exons. NCBI's taxonomy places the organism in Eukaryota, Metazoa, Chordata, Testudines, Emydidae.
CGGGUGCCUUGUUUGAAUCCCCGGCGCAGAGAAGCGGGAGCGCGCCGGGUGCUGGGAGGGAGCGCACGCCGCAGCGCGCGGGCGGAGCAGGAUGCUGGGUACAUGUGGCAUGCAACAACGUCACCAAGAGGUGCUAAAGAAGAACCGUGUGUUACUGGCAAAGCAGCUGGUGUUGAAGGAGUUGCUGGAGCAUCUGAUAGAGAAGGACAUUAUCACCAUAGAAAUGAUGGAAACUAUACAGGCCAAGGCUGGGAGCUUUAGCCAAAAUGUAGAGUUACUGAAUCUGCUGCCCAAGAGGGGCCCCACAGCCUUCUCAGCCUUCUGUGAAGCUCUACGAGAAACCAAACAGCAGCACCUAGAGGAAAUGCUCUUGAACGCCAUACCCAGCCUGAACAAUGGGAUUGCAAGGCUGGGCCAAGAUUAUGAGUCAAGUGACCCGUUCCCAGUUCGUGAAUCCUGCCUCUCACCAAAGAGACCACGCCAGAUUGGUGUGCUGACUCCAAAUACCCACAAGAGGCUGACCUACUGGAUGAAAGAGCUGAUGGAGCAUUCCUUGGAUAAUGGAGAUGGUCCUCCUUGCAUUCCGGUGAAGCCAUGCACCCCAGAAUUCUAUCAUGCUCACCAAGCGUUGGCUUAUAAGUUGAUAUCACAGCCCCGAGGCCUGGCACUCGUGCUCAGCAACAUGCAUUUCAGCAGUGAGAAGGACCUGGAGUUCCGUUCGGGUGGAGAUGUGGAUUACACUGCUCUGGAGAUGCUCUUCAAGCACCUUGGCUACAGGGUGACUGUCCUGCAUGAUCAAACUGUGCAGGAGAUGCAGGAGGCAUUGCAGAUGUUCUCUCAGCUGCCAGCUCACCGAGAUGUGGAUUCCUGCAUUGUGGCUCUACUCUCGCAUGGCAUCGAGGGUGGGAUCUAUGGAGUUGAUGGCAAGUUACUGCAGUUGCAGGAGAUUUUCAGGCUCUUUGAUAAUGCAAACUGCCCAAGUCUCCAGAACAAGCCCAAAAUGUUCUUCAUUCAGGCCUGUCGUGGAGAUGAGACAGACCGGGGAGUGGAUCAGAGGGAUGGGAAAGAGCGCUCUGACUCUCCAGGCUGCGAGGAGAGUGAUGCCAACAAAGAGGAGAAUCCUAGGCUGCGUUUGCCCACACGUUCUGACAUGAUCUGUGGCUAUGCCUCUCUGAAAGGCACAGCUGCCAUGCGAAAUACCAAGCGUGGAUCCUGGUAUAUUGAGGCUCUCACUUCUGUGUUUGCCGAGGAUUCUCAAAACAUGCAUGUGGCUGACAUGUUGGUGAAGGUGAAUAGACUAAUCAAGCAGCGAGAAGGCUAUGCCCCUGGCACAGAGUUCCACCGAUGUAAGGAGAUGUCCGAGUACUGUAGCACACUCUGCCAAGACCUUUACCUAUUCCCUGGCUAUGUUCCUAGGAACUAACCCUGCUGUUCUUGUUCUGACGGAUGUUCUGACAAAGCUUUAAUGUGGACAGCCAUACUUUUACUGCUGUCAGUCUGGGCAUCUGACAGCGCAGCCCACAACGGGAAGUGUCCCUUCAAGAUUGGGUGCUCUUCCUGCUUGUGUGAAUCUCGCUAACUCCUCUCUGUCUGGGAGAAUCUUACAACUGUUGGUGACCCGCAACUCAGUUCAAGGUUUAAAAUCUUAAUGUUCCACUGGCUUGUCUCACUUUUAGCUGCUGGGCCAGGGGGAAUCAAUGGGGGAAUCAGGGCAGUGAUGGCAGCACCUUCUGAAUGAAAGGAAACCUGUGGGCAUUGGUAGCCAGGAAUGUGAAAUCAGAAUCAGCCUUUCCUUUUUAAAUUUUGGAAAACUUGGGUCUGUUUCUAAAGAAAAUAAGUUCUACAUCGUUUUUAUAAAUUGCUGCUUAAUUUUGUUUAUACCGUUUAACUUGUUAUGACUUUUUAAAAAGUUCUUUUCCUGGUUUCCCAAGCAGCAGGGUCUAUAGCUGUGAAGGACAGGAAGGGAUGCCCCUCCCUGAAGUCAGGAGAGACCUUCCUCCCAGUAAAACAGAAUCUCUCACUACUGAAAGUCCCAUGGUGAAGGUUUUCUCUUCAUUUCCAGUAUACACUCAUCUACUUUGGUUUGGUGUUUAAGUCCUGAUAUUUUGCAUGUGUUUUCUAUAGCCAUAGGAGAGAAUUUCAGAUUAGCUGGAAAAGACAUUGUUGAGAUCUAGCUCUGAAAGCAAAGGUAUGUUUCUAUUUUAGAAGUCUAAUUCUGUCUUGGAAAUAUUUUGAAUCUGGGAACUCCAGGCUUGUUUCCCUCAUGAGUUCCAAAUGUGAGUUAGUGCACAGUUUUUGUAACACCCACAUCUAAUUCCUAUGGUUUUCUGACCAUUCAAAUACUUCAGCAGGCUUCUGAUGAGUCUAUAAACUGUGCCAGGCUUGUGGAUUCCUUGUCUUUUGGUUAAGAAAUGUAUAAAUCUUUUUCUUUGCAAAGAGCCUGUCACUUUGUUUCUUCAUCACAGUGAUUUUCUUUCUGUUUAAAGUUUCUUUAAAAAAUGGGGGGAGUUGCAGAAUUCAGUUUCACUCCCCCCCCCC